GUGGUUCCGCGGUAUCUCCGCAGAUAGGCAGCUCGGUGUCCACAGCCGCGCGGUUCCUGGAUAGGUUUUGGCGGUUCUCGGAGCCUUGGGGCCUCCUGGGCCAUAUGUCGGCAACCCUCUGCCUGGGAAGAAGGAGGUGGCAGGUGGCCUGGAAGGCCCCAGCAGGACGGAAGGCGGAACUGGCCCGAGCCCUUAGCUUUUGGAGGCGCGGAGAGUGGAAACCUGUUUGACCUGUGUGGCCUGGAUUUGUCUCUAGCGUUUGCGUUUGCGCACUUGAUUGACUCUAGGCUUUCAGCAGCAACGCAGGGUCCUUGGACAGACUCCUCCCACCAGUGGGUACUGGGCGCUCACCCCGGAAGCGCACUACCAGCCAGUGCAAGUCAGAGCCACCCCUUCUUCGUACAAGCAAACGUACCAUCUACACAGCCGGGCGGCCACCGUGGUACAAUGAACAUGGCACACAGUCCAAGGAGGCCUUUGCCAUUGGCUUGGGAGGAGGCAGUGCAUCUGGGAAGACCACUGUCGCCAGGAUGAUCAUUGAAGCGCUCGAUGUGCCCUGGGUGGUCCUACUGUCCAUGGACUCCUUCUAUAAGGUUCUGACACAGCAACAGCAGGAACAGGCUGCCUGCAACAAUUUCAACUUUGACCACCCUGAUGCCUUCGAUUUUGAUCUCAUCAUUUCGACCCUCAAGAAACUAAAGCAGGGCAGGAGCGUCCAAAUACCCAUCUAUGACUUCACCACCCAUAGCCGGAAAAAGGACUGGAAAACACUAUAUGGUGCAAAUGUCAUCAUCUUUGAGGGUAUCAUGGCCUUUGCUGACAAGACACUGCUGGAGCUCCUAGACAUGAAGAUCUUUGUAGACACAGAUUCUGAUAUCCGACUGGUACGGCGGCUACGCCGGGAUAUCAGCGAACGAGGUCGGGAUAUUGAGGGCGUCAUUAAGCAGUACAACAAGUUUGUCAAGCCUGCCUUCGAUCAGUAUAUCCAGCCCACCAUGCGCCUGGCAGAUAUUGUAGUGCCCAGAGGGAGCGGGAACACGGUAGCCAUUGACCUGAUUGUGCAGCAUGUUCACAGCCAGCUGGAAGAGAGGAAGCUGCGUUGGGAUAUGGCUGCGUUGGCCUCAGCCCACCAGUGCCAUCCCCUUCCCCAGACACUGAGUGUCCUCAAGAGUACACCACAGGUACGAGGCAUGCACACCAUCAUCAGGGACAAAGAGACUAGCCGGGAUGAAUUCAUUUUCUACUCCAAAAGAUUGAUGCGGCUGCUUAUUGAACAUGCACUGUCCUUCCUACCCUUCCAGGACUGCACUGUACAGACCCCACAGGGGCAGGACUACGUGGGAAAGUGCUAUGCUGGAAAGCAGAUCACUGGCGUGUCCAUUCUGCGUGCAGGGGAAACCAUGGAGCCUGCACUGCGUGCCGUGUGCAAGGAUGUGCGCAUCGGCACUAUCCUCAUCCAGACCAACCAGCUCACAGGGGAGCCUGAGCUUCACUACCUAAGACUUCCCAAGGAUAUUAGUGAUGAUCACGUGAUCCUGAUGGACUGCACAGUAUCCACAGGUGCGGCAGCCAUGAUGGCUGUACGUGUGCUCCUGGACCAUGAUGUGCCCGAAGACAAGAUCUUCUUGCUAUCCCUGCUCAUGGCAGAGAUGGGUGUGCACUCUGUGGCCUAUGCGUUUCCACGUGUGAGAAUUAUCACCACAGCGGUGGACAAGCGUGUCAAUGACCUUUUCCGUAUCAUCCCAGGCAUCGGGAAUUUUGGCGAUCGCUACUUUGGGACAGAUGCAGUUCCUGAUGGCAGUGAUGAGGAAGAGACAGCCUCUGUGGAACAAGAUGUAGAACUCUCAGCUUCUUCUCCAGCACCAUGUCUGCCUGCUUGCUGCCCUGUUUCCCGCCAUGAUGAUAAUGGACUAAACUUCUGAACUGUAAGCUAGCCUCAAUUAAAUGGUUUCCUUUAUGAGUUGCCAUGGUCAUGGUCUCUUCACAGCAAUAGAAACCCUAAGAAGUUGAGAAUGAAGUGAAAGGUCCAGCUUCUGUCUGAGGGACAAGGUAUUCUUACCCCUGCAUCCUGCUUUCCUUACGAUGAUUGAUGAUUGAAGCUCAUUCAUUCACUGCCAGAUGGAGAUAAGGGAAGUAGAGUCUCCAAAUGAACCACACAGCUCGAUACCCACCUGACUUAGACCCAGAGACAGGGCGACCUAAGAUUCUGAGUGUUAUAGGAAGCAGCCUCUGUGGCCAUUCCCUCCCAACAUUUACAUUACCAGAAGAAACUGGUGGGUGUGGGCAGCUAUGGCAAGGACUGAGCCAUGGAAGAAAACCCAGCUUAAAGAUGGUCAGAGCCUCAGGUUCUCAGAACCAAAGUCUCAUGCCUGGCCCCACCUUGCUGCGACUAGACUCUAGAGGGUAAGACAAGCUUCUCUGCAAACUGUUAGGCGAUGACAGACAGAUGCAUACUGACAGCUACUGGAUAUGGGCUGUGACAGGUAGGCUAGGAACUAUUCAAGUUUGGUGUGUGCCUUUUUCCUACUUUAAUGAAAUGGGGACGGGAAGUUGCUGAGUAGAAGUGAUCUUACAAUGGUGGGGAGAUAAGGUGAGUGGUUUGUUCAAGGGGCAGCCAAGCACUAGUGACAGAGGACCAAGCAGAGGUCAGGAGUACCUUCUCUGUAACAUGGUAAGUAGACCCUAUCCAUGUCUACAAUGGCUCAUUCAUUCCUGCACUUUAUGCUAGGAAACUGAAGAUAUUCUUUCCAACCAGGUUUUCCCAGAGGAAGAAUUUAGGAAUACUGUGAGAACCUGGGAAGGAACCAGAUCCUUCCUAGGAGGGGUCUACCCAAGUCCAACCAGGAUGACUGGUUCCUGAGAACAAAUCAAGCCAAUAUACGUAUGCGUACAAAAUUCAGCUGCCUUAGCAGGGAUUAAAGGCAUGAGGGACUAACAAGUUCUUUUCUUUAUUCCAGACAAAGCAUUUAGAAAUGAGGUGUCAGAACUGAUGAGGGGUAUUCACAGCUAGAUCAGAAAAAUGGAAAUGAGGCCUCAGCCCACUGGGGACCCAGCAGGGGAUAACACCAGGUGCCAUUUCAGUGCCAAAUUCAUGAACAGAAUUAGGCAGGAAUCAAUACACACAUCUGGUCCGCAGUGAAAACAUUUAUUUUUUACAACAGCUAUCUUUAUUUUAGGUCAACAUUUAGACAGGUCGCCAUGCGGAACCACCACAGCUUUCGGCUUGGCCCUUGGAGGCACACCAAAGUCAGUUGUCUGGGCUGGCAGCAGCUUGUACUCUGCUGUAUCCAGACUUCAGUAAAUGGGUAAAACUGCUACAGGCUUUCCAUGCACUUACAUACAGCUCUUAAAAAUUGUCUUUAAAUUAAAAUUUCUUCCCCCAACUUAGCAUGAGACACUUCCGUAGAAAAACCAUCUCCCAGCAGCACAGCCUACGGGACACUUGACCGGGCACUGGACAGAGCCCCUGCCCAGGCGUCCUUUAUGUGCACCUUGAUUACUGAUUUCAACAGGUGCUCAUACAUUGGUUUUAGUGUUUCAAGAGAGGAAAGCUUCUAGUUAUGUCCUAGACCUCAUAUAUUUGAUGAACAGGUGACUUGGCAUGGUCCUGAGAGAUAUAUUUGGUAUGGUCACCCUUGUGACCAACAUACACAGCUGAAGCCAAACACUGGCCAGGGCCUAUGCAGUGUAGUGCAUCAUCCAAGUACAUGUACCUAUAUGUACACAGUAAGCUUAGGGUGCAGUGCGGUGCAUCCAAGUACAUGUACCUAUAUGUACAUAGUAAGCUUAGGGUUUCCUUUGGUGUUCUGCCAAGAGACCCUACCCCUGCCCAACACUUCAAGAAACCACAGGCUGUUUUGGAGCCGACUUUUAUUGUACUUGUUGCUUUGCCACCAAACAGCAGCAUGACAGGCCUGCUGCAUGAUAUAUACAUAUACACAUAUGUACACACACCAACACACACCAUAGCCCACACUCACAGCAUGUGACAACACAUACUGUGCUUGUGAGGAUAGUAAAGAUGUAGCUUUUGCUAUUUCCAUAGGAGGAAAACUGAACCAAAAUAAAAGGAACAGGUCAGUGCUGAGACACAUGGGUUCACAGCUCAAAACCCUGGGAAAAGAAUGAGAUCAGUCAUGUUUUACACUGUUCACAGCUAUCCCUCAAUAAAAGGUGCACUGAAAGCCAAGGAAGAUGGUAAUGGCCCACCAGCUCUCCAUACCACAGCACCUAGACUUUCCAGGGACAGCUUGAAUGAUGGAGACUACCAGCUGCAACAGCAGCUUCUUUGUACAAGAUUUACCUGGAAUAAAAGUCAUGGGUCAGCAGGACAAGGGGCACUGGUAUUAGUAAAACCUGGCACCUGAACAUUUGAGAAGAGACUUGGCUUUAUUAUUCGGGAACAAACCCAGUAACCGACAACUUGGGAAAGUUUCCUGCUAACCACAUUAAGCACUGGUUUCUUUUCCUAACAGGUCCCCAUUGGGUGCUGGCUGUGUUAACUGAACAUCAGAAGACUAGGAAGGGUUAUAAACAUUGCACAGAAUUAUCUAAAGUAAUUUAAAAACACAGUCAAAAGGAAGACAAGGAAAGACCACAUCAUUGGGCACAAACAGAAAUCUACACUCUAGCCUUGGUGAGAUGGGUCCCCAGGGUUCCUCCUAAGUACUCUCUGUAGGUCAGAAGUGGUUGGGUUUCUGGUUCUUAAGGGGCAUCCACUGCACUGGAUGAACUUCUUUAUAUUUAAUAGUAUUUGGUCAGGAAUAGUCAGGCUGAUCCUAAGACUCACCAGCUAUGUUUAGGUCAGGGCAAAUGAAACCAAGGAGAAUUUAGGUCAACUCAGCAAAACCUUGCAAGGGAGUUUGUGUUCAGGGAUAGGUCAGAGAGUUCAGUGGCCUUGGCAAUCACUAUUAUCACCUUGAAACUGUUGUACAUACUGAUGGUUUCAAGAUCAACAUGAUUUACUUAGCU
This is a messenger RNA of Myodes glareolus (Bank vole), 4971 nucleotides long. RefSeq names its product uridine-cytidine kinase 1 like 1 (gene Uckl1). Gene Ontology annotation, molecular function: kinase activity; ATP binding. The record is from RefSeq and is a predicted model, not a curated record. NCBI's taxonomy places the organism in Eukaryota, Metazoa, Chordata, Mammalia, Rodentia, Cricetidae.